Messenger RNA from Psylliodes chrysocephalus, 658 nucleotides. The record is from the annotation of a GenBank genome assembly. NCBI's taxonomy places the organism in Eukaryota, Metazoa, Arthropoda, Insecta, Coleoptera, Chrysomelidae.
UGUUAGGUUAUUGUUUUUAGCAAAUUUUUCGUAGUUAUUUAUCUAAAUAUGUAUAACAUAAAAGGACCUAGCAAAUUUGUAGCAAAAACUACAAGACGCGGUUUACAACAAAAUAUAGACAAUUUGAGGGAUUUUAAUAAAAAUAAAACUAUUGAGAACGAAGAUAAUGAUUACAAAAAUGGUCCAAAGCCUGUAUUUCUCAAAAAAUCCUCACCAACUAGUCCAAAACACAAGGCCAUCACACCACAGCAUGAGGAAAUAAUAAAUUUUAUCCAUGAUUCAUGGAACUCUGUAUGUUCAGAAUUUGAUCAAGAAAGUACAGAAUGUAAUGAAGGUGAACAAACAGUGUGUUAUUAUGAGGAGGAACCCUGUAUCUCUCUACAAGAUUUUAAACCUUUUGACUUGGAAUCGUGGUGGGGAAAACGACUGUAUGCAUACGUCACAAAUUCCGCAAAUCAAAAAAGCUAAAUAUAAUUAAAUAAAAAAAAUAUCAUCUGAAGUACUCUUUAGGUUAGGAAUUAAUUUUAUUAUUGAAGAUUAAAGAGAAACGGUUUUAUUUUUUGUUUUAUCUUUAUUUGUUGUACUAGAAGUUUGUUGACUAUUUUAUGCAAUAUUUUUAAAUUGCCUGUUAUUUGUUAAAUAAAGAUUUUAAAGAUAA